This is a messenger RNA of Hyalella azteca, 855 nucleotides long. Its product is annotated as calphotin-like. Lineage: Eukaryota; Metazoa; Arthropoda; Malacostraca; Amphipoda; Hyalellidae. The record is from RefSeq and is a predicted model, not a curated record. The transcript has 3 exons. Bases 1 to 855 code for a protein of 284 amino acids.
AUGAACUGCUGGGACUUUUCCUGGUUUGUUGGGGCCCUGGACGGCAGACAUGAAGCGCUGGGACUUUUCCUGCGUUUGUCGGGGCCCUUGACAGCAGACAUGAACCGCUGGGACUUUUCCUGCGUUACCCUCUCUAAUCCCUCUCCACCUCUUUUCCCUUCACCUGCCCCUCCCCCCCUCUCUUCCCCUCAACUGUCCCUCCUCUCUCUUCCCCUCACCACCCCUCCCCUCACCCUCUCUUCCCCUCACAUGCCCCUCCCCCUCACCAACCCUCCCCUCGGCAUCGUAAAUAACGCAGUGGCGAUUAGACCCUCGGGCUGCCGUGACAGCCCUAUUGCUGCAAGCCCUAUUGCUGCAAGCCCUAUUGCUGCAAGCCCUAUUGCUGCAAGCCCUAUUGCUGCAAGCCCUAUUGCUGCAAGCCCUAUUGCUGCGAGCCCUAUUGCUGCAAGUCCAAUUUCUGCAAGCCCUAUUGCUGCAAGCCCUAUUGCUGCAAGUCCUAUUUCUGCAAGCCCUAUUGCUGCAAGCCCUAUUGAUGCAAGCCCUAUUGCUGCAAGUCCUAUUGCUGCAAGUCCCACUGCUGCAAGCUCUAUUGCUGCAAGCCCUAUUGCUGCAAGUCCUAUUGCUGCAAGUCCCACUGCUGCAAGUCCCACUGCUGCAAGCUCUAUUGCUGCAAGCUCUAUUGCUGCAAGUCCUAUUGCUGCAAGUCCCACUGCUGCAAGCUCUAUUGCUGCCAGGGCUAUUGCUGCAAGCCCUANCCACGUCACCCACCACGUCACCCACCACGUCACCCACCACGUCACCCACCACGUGACCCACCACGCGACCCACCAGCUCCCCAGCCCCCGGGGACACUAG